Molecule: messenger RNA, 5015 nt
Organism: Lethenteron reissneri (Far Eastern brook lamprey)
Lineage: Eukaryota; Metazoa; Chordata; Hyperoartia; Petromyzontiformes; Petromyzontidae
Product: plexin-A4-like
Biological process (GO): semaphorin-plexin signaling pathway; regulation of cell migration
Cellular component (GO): semaphorin receptor complex; plasma membrane
Molecular function (GO): semaphorin receptor activity
Source: RefSeq, a predicted model, not a curated record
AUGAACCUGACCCUGCGGCUAGUGAACGUGCCGGACCUGUCGGCGGGGGUGAACUGCACGUUUGCGGAGUUUGCCGAGACGGAGGCGCUGGUGGAGGAGCGGGAGCGAGUCAGCUGCCUUUCGCCCUCGCCCCGCGACGUCGCUCGCAUCCUCAGCAACCGUGGCGACACGCGUGUGGUCAAGCUGGGCCUGCGCUCACGCGAGACCGGACGCGAGUUCGCCAGCACCGACUUCGUCUUCUUCAACUGCAGCGUCCACCCCUCGUGCCUGGCGUGUGUUCGGAGCGAGUACCGCUGCCACUGGUGCAAGUACCGCCACGUGUGCACCCACGACCCCACCAGCUGCUCCUUCCAGGAGGGCCGCGUCAACACCACCGAGGACUGCCCCCAGCUGCUCCCCUCUCCGGAGAUCCUGAUCCCCGUGGGGGUGGUGAGGCCCAUCACCCUCAACGCCAAGAACCUGCCGCAGCCGCAGUCGGGGCAGCAGGGCUACGAGUGCGUGGUGAGCGUGGUGGGCACCGAGGUGCGCGUGCCCGCCCUGCGCUUCAACAGCUCCAGCGUGCAGUGCCAGAACACCUCGUACACGUACGAGAGCGGCUCCGUGAGUGACCUCCCGGUCGACUUCUCCGUGCUGUGGAACGGCCACUUCGCCAUCGACAACCCCACCAACAUCAAGGUUCACCUGUAUAAGUGCGGUGCGGCGCGCGACAGCUGCGGCCUGUGCCUGAAGGCCGAGCCCAAGUUCACGUGCGGCUGGUGCCAGCCCGAGGGGAAGUGCUCGCUCAAGCAGCACUGCACCCAAGCGGCCGUCAACUGGAUGCACCUGCUGGUGGGGUCGCGGCGCUGCACGCACCCCCGCAUCACCCAGGUGACCCCGGCCACGGGGCCGCGGGAGGGCGGCACGCGCGUCACGAUCCGCGGAGAGAACCUGGGCUUGGAGCUGUACGAGGUGACGGAGCACGUGAUGGUGGCCGGCGUGCGCUGCCUUCCCCUGCAGCACGAGUACAUCAGCGCCGAGCAGAUCGUGUGUGAGAUGGAGGAGGCCGGCCGCUCCGAUCCCCCGUCCGGCCCCGUCCGCGUCUGCGUCAACGUCUGUCUCCCCGAGUAUACGGCCGUGUCGCAGCAGCACUACCGGUUCACGGUCCCGGUGCUGAGUGGCCUCCGCCCGGACAAGGGCCCCGUGUCGGGCGGCACCACCGUCACCGUGCUGGGAAGCAACCUCGACGCCGGCAGCACCGUGGCCGUCACCUUCAACAACAACAGCUGCCGCUUCCUCAGACGCUCCGCCACGGAACUGGUUUGCGUCAGUUCGGGCGCGAGCUCGGGGCUGGGCCGGGCGCGCGUGGCGCUGCACAUCGACCGCGCCAGCGUGCACAGCGAGCUGGCCUUCGAGUACCGGGAUGACCCCACGGUGACACGCGUCGAGCCCGAGUGGAGCAUCUACAAUGGCAGCACCAUGGUGACCGUGACGGGGACCAACCUGGCGCUCAUUCAGGAGCCCAAGAUCCGCGUCAAAUUCAACGGCUCCGAGAGCAUCAGCGCCUGCGAGGUGGUGAACGGAAGCCACAUGGUGUGCCGGGCCCCCGGGCUGCCCCUGGGCGCUGGCCCUCUUCUGGCCGAUGCCGAGGUGCGGCCCGACGAGUUUGGGUUCGUCCUGGACGCGGUGUCGGCGCUGCUGGCCAUCAACAACUCGGCCUUCCUUUACUACCCCAACCCCUCCUUCGAGAUGCUCAGCCCCAGCGGCACACUCGAGAUCAAGCCGGGGGCACCCAUCAUCCUCAAGGGUCGGAACAUUGUUCCGCCGGGCGGGAAGCUCAACUACUCGGUACUGAUCGGAGACCACCGGUGCGAGGUGACGGUGUCGGAGACGCAGAUCCUGUGCGAGUCGCCCAGCAUCACCGGGCGCCACCGCGUGCUGGUGCGCGUGGGAGGGAACGAGCAGUCCCCCGGGAUGGUGCACAUCUACUCGGACAGCCUGCUGAGCCUGCCCACCAUCGUGGGCAUCGCGGUGGGGGGCGGCCUCCUCAUAUUCAUCAUCGUCGCCGUGCUCAUCGCCUACAAACGCAAGUCCAAGGAGAGCGACCUCACGCUGCGCCGCCUGCAGAUGCAGAUGGACAACCUGGAGUCGCGCGUCGCGCUCGAGUGCAAGGAGGCCUUUGCGGAGCUGCAGACUGACAUCAACGAGCUGACCAGCGACCUGGACGGCACGGGCAUUCCCUUCCUGGACUACCGCACGUACGCCAUGCGCGUUCUCUUCCCCGGCAUCGAGGAGCACCCGGUGCUCAAGGAGCUGGAGGUGCCCGGGAACCGUCAGGAGAGCGUGGAGAAGGGCCUCAAGCAGUUUGGGCAGCUGCUCAACAACAAGGCCUUCCUGCUCACCUUCAUCCGCACCCUCGAGUCGCAGCGGAGCUUCUCGAUGCGCGACCGCGGCAACGUGGCGUCGCUCAUCGCCACGGCGCUGCAGGGCAAGAUGGAGUACGCCACCGACGUCCUCAAGCAGCUGCUGUCCGACCUCAUCGACAAGAACCUGGAGAGCAAGAACCACCCCAAGCUGCUGCUGCGCCGCACGGAGUCCGUAGCUGAGAAGAUGCUCACCAACUGGUUCACAUUCCUACUGCACAAGUUUCUCAAGGAGUGCGCCGGCGAGCCCCUCUUCAUGCUCUACUGCGCCAUCAAGCAGCAGAUGGAGAAGGGGCCGAUCGACGCCAUCACGGGCGAGGCGCGCUACUCGCUCAGCGAGGACAAACUCAUCCGCCAGCAGAUCGACUACCGCACCCUCACGCUGAACUGCGUGAACCCGGACAACGAGAACGGGCCCGAGGUGGCGGUGAAGCUGCUCAACUGCGACACGGUGACGCAGGUCAAGGAGAAGCUGCUGGACGCCGUCUACAAGAACGUGCCCUACUCGCUGCGCCCCAAGAGCGUCGACAUGGACCUGGAGUGGAGGCAGGGGCGCAUGGCCCGAAUCAUCCUGCAGGACGAGGACAUCACCACCAAGAUCGAAAACGACUGGAAGAGACUCAACACUCUCGCCCAUUACCAGGUCGCUGACGGCUCCAUUGUGGCGCUGGUUCCCAAGCAAACGUCGUACAUCGCCAACCCCACGGUGCUGCCGCGCCCCUCCGUGAGCCGAUACGAGAACAUGAUCCGGUACGCGGGCAGCCCGGACUCGCUACGCUCGCGCACGCCCAUGAUCACGCCCGACCUGGAGAGCGGUACCAAGCUGUGGCACCUGGUGAAGAACCACGACCACGCCGACCAGAAGGAGGGCGACCGCGGCAGCAAGAUGGUGUCCGAGAUCUACCUCACCCGGCUGCUAGCCACCAAGGGCACGCUGCAGAAGUUUGUGGACGACCUGUUUGAGACGAUCUUCAGCACGGCGCACCGCGGCAGCUCGCUGCCCCUCGCCAUCAAGUACAUGUUCGACUUCCUGGACGAGCAGGCCGACCGGCACACCAUCAGCGACCCCGACGUGCGCCACACGUGGAAGAGCAACUGCCUGCCGCUGCGCUUCUGGGUGAACGUGAUCAAGAACCCGCAGUUCGUGUUCGACAUCCACAAGAGCAGCAUCACGGACGCGUGCCUCUCCGUCGUCGCGCAGACCUUCAUGGACUCGUGCUCCACCUCGGAGCACCGGCUCGGCAAGGACUCGCCCUCCAACAAGCUCCUCUACGCCAAGGACAUCCCCAACUACAAGAACUGGGUGGAGAGGUACUACUCGGACAUCGGCAAGAUGGCCGCGAUCAGCGACCAGGACAUGAACGCGUACCUGGCGGAGCAGUCGCGCCUCCACGUCACCGACUUCGCCACCAUGAGCGCCCUCAACGAGAUCUACGCCUACGUCACCAAGUACAGCGACGAGAUCCUGUGCGCGCUGGAGGGCGAGGAUCAGGCCAAGAGGCAGAGGCUGGCCUACAAGCUGGAGCUCGUCAUGGCCUGCAUGCGGGGCAGCACCUGACCGCUGGUGCCCGUUUCCCCCGCGCGGCCACAACCGAAGAAAACCACCUCCGCCACCUCCUCCUCCACCUCCACACCCGUGUACGAUGACCGAUGGCACUCCGUGGGGGGUUUUCGUAGGAAACGCUCGUCGCUUGGGGCAAGAAACGCUGGAGACCGUGUCCGCCGGCGUGGGUGGGGGGUGGGGGGCGGCUGGGGCGGCGCGACCCUCAUCUUUUGUAAUCCCCGCGUGAAGCCGUUUCUCAAUCCUCGCCGCCGCACCCCCAUUGUUUACACGUGCAUGUGAUCGCUAGCAACCCGUGUUCCGCUUGUGCCACCCCCCCCCCCCCCCCCUUAUCCUCAUUCCCCACCUUUGCCCUACCCUCGUGUGGUGCAAAGCAUUCUGGGGAAGUCAGGAAAGGCGUGGUGUUGCCGGUGGUGGUGGUGGGGAGGGGCAGCUGCACCCCCCCUCCGUUGUUCGUAUAAUUUCUUUUUCCGACCCCCGCAUGCCCCGCCGCACCGCGCUCUCUCCGUUCUCCCGUCCGCCACGGAUUGCGAGCAGCGCCACAAACCACUGCUUCUGCGCGAGGGGCGAGGGGGGUGCAGUGGGUUGGGGGGGGGCGGUCUUUGCGAACUUUUUCAUAGGAGAGAUGCUGAGAGUCUUGACAGCUUCAGUCAAAAUCGGCAGUGUGAAUGGCAGCUGCUGCUGCUGUCGUCAUCUGCCCAUGUUUUGGUUCUUGAUGAAGAAUUCGGUUCAUGAUUUCACCAGACGCUACAGGCUCGCUCAUUACAGGCGCCCGUUUACUUGACACUACAAGCUCGCUCAUUACAGGCGCUCGUUCACCUGACGUUACAGGCAUGCGCGUUAACCUGACACUACAAGCUCUCUACAGGCGCUCGUUCACCUGACGUUACAGGCAUGCGCGUUAACCUGACACUACAAGCUCGCUCACUACAGGCGCUCGUUAACCUGACGUUACAGGCAUGCGCGUUAACCUGACACUACAAGCUCGCUCACUACAGGCGCUCGUUCACCUGACGUUACAGGCAUGCGCGUUAACCUGACACUACAAGCUCGCU